This is a messenger RNA of Danio rerio (zebrafish), 624 nucleotides long. It is a transcript of the gene rerg, whose product is annotated as RAS-like, estrogen-regulated, growth inhibitor. The record is from RefSeq and is marked validated. Gene Ontology annotation, molecular function: G protein activity; GTPase activity; GTP binding. Gene Ontology annotation, cellular component: cytoplasm. Lineage: Eukaryota; Metazoa; Chordata; Actinopteri; Cypriniformes; Danionidae.
AGCGCUGGUGGUUCGAUUCCUGACCAAACGAUUCAUCUGGGAAUAUGACCCAACUCUUGAGUCCACAUACCGCCAUCAGGCCAACAUUGACGACGAGCCCGUCAGUAUGGAGAUCUUAGACACAGCCGGACAGGAGGAUGUCCUGCAGAGGGAGAGCCACAUGCGCUGGGGCGACGGCUUCAUCCUGGUGUACGACAUCACGGACCGCGGGAGCUUCGAGGACGUGGCUCCGCUGAAGGGGCUGCUGGAGGAUCUGAAGAGGCCCAAACACGUGCCGCUGGUGCUGCUGGGGAAUAAAGCGGAUCUGGAGCACGCGCGGCAGGUGGGCACGGCGGAGGGAGAGAGGCUGGCGGCGGACAUGGCCUGCGCAUUCUACGAGUGUUCUGCGUGUUCAGACGCCGUGGGUUCAGGCGGAGGCGUCGCCGAGGCCUUCUAUGAGCUCUGCAGGGAGAUCCGGCGCCGGAGAGCCGUUCAGGGGAAAACCAGACGCCGCAGCUCCACCACACACGUCAAACAGGCCAUCAACAAGAUGCUGACCAAGAUCAGCAGCUAAAACACACUGGAGCAUCACCGCGGACAAACAGUACUGCAGUGGGGGAGAGAGCUGUACAUGCUGUAGCUUAA